AUCGAACGAAAACACAUUUGUGAUUACUCAAGGAGCAUGAUAGGUGUAUAUAACUUGCCGUCAUUCUGCUGUUGAAUUAAAAUCGGAACGUGAACAUUUAAGCAUUCCUUCAACCGUUCGGUGGCAAUGGGCUGCGUCUAUUUGCUGGAAUGUCGCAACGCAGCAUAGAGAACUUGCCCUUCGAGUUGCAAAGAAACUUUAAUUUAAUGAGGGACUUAGAUCAACGCACAGAAGAUCUCAAAGAACAGAUAGACUCCCUCGCAAAAGAAUACACGUCAAAUGCUCGGACCCUUUCUUCCGAGCAAAAGCUGUCCGUACUGAGGCAAAUUCAGCAGUCGUACAGCAAAUGCAAAGAGUUUGGCGAUGACAAGGUGCAACUGGCCAUGCAGACCUAUGAAAUGGUUGACAAGCACAUAAGACGCCUGGACACAGACCUGGCCCGCUUUGAAGCCGACUUGAAGGAAAAACAGAUUGAGAGCACAGAUUAUGAUUCCACCUCUAGCAAAGGAAAGAAAGUGGACACCAGACAGAAGGAAAAGAAGUCUGCUAAAACGAGAUCUAAAGUGAAGAGCUCUGAUGAAGAUGGCAGUCCCAAGAGCGCCCAGAAGAAAGUCAAACUCCUUCAAACGGGUGAAUUCAACAGCCCCUCCACCAACUUUGGGAAUGUGCACCCAUCUGAUGUGCUGGACAUGCCAGUGGAUCCAAACGAGCCCACCUAUUGUCUGUGCCAUCAGGUGUCUUAUGGCGAAAUGAUCGGCUGUGACAACACUGAUUGCUCCAUUGAGUGGUUCCAUUUUGCAUGUGUGGGUCUGACAACCAAACCACGAGGCAAAUGGUAUUGUCCACGAUGUUCUCAAGACAGAAAGAGAAAAUAAAACGGUUGUCCCAGAACAAACACUGUUGGGGGGAAAUAAAAUGUCUUCAUGAAUUAUUAGUUUUUUUGGUUUUUCACGUUCCUUAAGAUGUGGUGCUUUUUUUUCCCUUUGUAUUUUCUUUGGUCUGAUGCAGAGUGUAUGAAGACAUGAAGUGGUUUCAAAAGUGUAUUUAAAAGGUGUUUUUGUCUUCGUUACAUUGGUGCUCAUAUUACAUUUAAAAAGAAAAAUCUUUGAACAAUAAACACUACGGCUGCCCUGAAUUAUUUGCCGGUUUAAAUUUGCACAGUCAGACAACUAUCCACAUGCAAAAUAUGUUUUUUCCUUUGAAAACAAUGUGGCCAUUUUUUAAAUGUUUUGUUUGUAGAGUUCCUUUUCUUUUUUUUAAUGCCAUUGACAACAAAUCUCCCUCUUGUUUUACCGUUAAGAGGACAAAAAUAGUACCUUCUCUCAUACGGCAUCAUGAAAGUAUUAGUUAUCUAUUUGGUAGUGACAAUUUCGUUUUAGCAUUUUGAUUGAGUGCUAUAUAGUGUGCAAAGCAUUUUGUGAAAAGUACUGUCAUCGAUGUAGCUGGAACAUUGGUACAAGGGGGGAGGGCGUGAUUGUGUUAUUAAUCAUUUGAAUACAGCUAC
Syngnathoides biaculeatus (alligator pipefish) is the source of this 1504-nucleotide messenger RNA. RefSeq names its product inhibitor of growth family, member 4 (gene ing4). The record is from RefSeq and is a predicted model, not a curated record. Gene Ontology annotation, cellular component: nucleus. The transcript is spliced from 8 exons. NCBI's taxonomy places the organism in Eukaryota, Metazoa, Chordata, Actinopteri, Syngnathiformes, Syngnathidae. The coding region runs from base 150 to 875 and encodes 241 amino acids. Gene Ontology annotation, biological process: positive regulation of apoptotic process; regulation of DNA-templated transcription.